UCCACACCUGUGUUAAUUACUCUGUGUAUUCAGUUCCUCUGUUUCCCCUGUCUCUUGUCAGAUCAUUGUAUGUCUACCCUCCUGCGUUUUCCUCGUGUUUCUGUGCUCCAGUUAUUCUGUGCAGAGUGGCAUUUUUGAGACCCGGGAGAGUGAGUUAGUGAGUAUGGAUGAGCUGGCGUUCAAGUUCGCAGUAAACAACAUAAACCGCAACAAGACCCUGAUGCCCAACACCACGCUCACGUACGACAUUCAGAGGAUCAACCUGUUUGAUGGCUUUGAAGCCUCGAGAAGAGUGUGUGACCAGUUGGCUCUCGGGGUGGUUGCCGUGUUCGGCCCCUCUCACAGCUCCUCCGUCAGCGCCGUUCAGUCUAUCUGCAACGCCUUGGAGGUCCCUCACAUACAGACCCGCUGGAAACACCCGUCAGUGGACAACAAAGACACCUUCUUCAUCAACCUCUAUCCCGAGUACACGGCUAUCGCCAGGGCCAUCCUGGACGUGGUCACAUUCUUCAAAUGGAGAAAGCUAACGGUGGUUUAUGAGGACAGCACAGGUCUCAUGCGGAUGCAGGAGUUGAUCAAGGCUCCGGCUAAGUUUAACCUGAAGAUCAAGAUCCGCCAGCUGACCCCGGGUAACCAGGACGCCCGACCGCUGCUGAAGGAGCUGAAGAAAGACAAGGAAUUCUUUAUUCUCUUUGACUGCUCCUAUCGCAUGGCUGCAGAGCUCCUUAAGCAGCUUUCAUCUAUGGGAAUGAUGACAGAGUACUACCAUUUCUUCUUCACGACUUUGGAUUUGUUUGCCUUGGACUUGGAGCCAUACCGAUACAGCGGGGUCAACAUGACCGGCUUCAGACUCUUGAAUGUCGAUGACCCGUAUGUGGCCUCCACCAUGGACAGGUGGGCGAUGGAAAGACUGCAGGGUCCUAAACAAGAGAGUGGCCUGAUGGACGGAAUCAUGACUACCGACGCAGCCCUGAUGUACGACGCCGUGUUCAUGGUUGCCGUUGCAUCCCAGCGGGCCACUCAGAUGACUGUCAGCUCCCUGCAGUGUCACCGUCACAAACCCUGGCGCUUUGGACCACGCUUCAUGAACCUCUUCAAAGAGGCACAGUGGGAUGGACUGACAGGGCACAUUGUUCUUAAUAAGACAGAUGGCCUGAGGAGAGACUUUGAUUUGGACAUCAUCAGCCUCAAAGAGGAUGGCACUGCCAGGAUUGCUGUGUGGAACUCAUACAAAGGGAUGAACCUGUCGGAGUCCCACCGAGACAAGAAUAACAAUGUGACUGACUCUCUGGCUAACAGGACUCUUAUUGUCACUACGAUUCUGGAAAACCCGUACGUGAUGUACAAAAAGUCAGACAAGGAGCUGGCUGGAAACGAUCGUUUCGAGGGUUACUGCCUGGACCUUCUGAAAGAGCUCUCCAACAUCUUGGGUUUUACUUAUGAAGUCAGACUGGUGGGUGAUGGGAAAUAUGGAGCGCAGAAUGACAAAGGAGAGUGGAACGGGAUGGUGCGGGAGCUGAUCGACCAUGUUGCAGACCUGGCCGUGGCUCCCUUGACCAUCACAUAUGUUCGAGAGAAAAGCAUCGACUUCUCCAAGCCCUUCAUGACGUUAGGAAUCAGCAUCCUGUACCGCAAACCUAACGGCACAAACCCAGGCGUGUUCUCCUUCCUUAAUCCCCUGUCUCCUGACAUCUGGAUGUAUGUGCUGCUAGCCUGCACAGGAGUUAGCUGCGUUCUCUUUGUGAUUGCCAGGUUUACUCCGUAUGAGUGGUACAACCCUCAUCCGUGCAACCCGUCGUCCACUCUCAUACAGAACAAUUUCACCUUACUCAACAGUUUCUGGUUUGGCAUCGGGGCUCUCAUGCGACAAGGUUCAGAGCUGAUGCCGAAGGCUCUGUCCACUCGAAUAGUUGGGGGGAUCUGGUGGUUUUUUACCUUAAUCAUCAUCUCCUCCUACACGGCAAACUUGGCUGCCUUCCUCACCGUGGAGCGAAUGGAUGCGCCCAUCGACUCAGCAGACGACCUGGCCAAGCAGACCAGGAUUGAAUACGGGGCGGUGAGAGAUGGAUCCACCAUGACCUUCUUCAAGAAAUCAAAGAUCUCCACCUAUGAGAAGAUGUGGGCGUUCAUGAGCAGCAGGAAGAACACCGCGCUGGUGAAGAACAACAGAGAGGGCAUCACGAGGGUCCUGACGACGGAUUACGCCAUGCUGAUGGAGUCCACAAGCAUCGAGUACAUCAGCCAGAGAAACUGUAACCUCACUCAGAUUGGAGGUCUAAUUGACUCCAAAGGCUACGGAGUGGGAACACCAAUUGGUUCUCCAUACAGGGACAAAGUGACCAUAGCCAUCCUCCAGUUGCAGGAAGAGGGAAAGCUGCACAUGAUGAAGGAGAAGUGGUGGAGAGGCAACGGCUGCCCAGAAGAGGACAACAAGGAGGCUAACGCUCUGGGCGUGGAGAACAUUGGUGGUAUCUUCAUCGUCCUGGCUGCUGGUCUGGUUCUUUCUGUGUUUGUGGCCAUCGGAGAGUUCAUUUACAAGGCCCGCAGGAACGCAGACAUAGAGGAGUGCGUGUCCUUCAGCGCCAUGAUGGAGGAGUUGGGCAUCUCCCUGCAGUGUUACAAAGGCGCCCGGAGAAGGUCCCGACCCCACAGCGCAGCCAAGUCAGCUUGUAUCUUCUGUCAACCCAAACGCACCUCAAGGCGGGAGGGAGCGAGACGGGACUCCAGCACGUGAGCCUUGGAUCUAUAAACUGUUGGAACUUGGAUCAGAGACUGACACAUGGAUCGCUUUCCACUCCUCCGAUACUUUUGUGUGGAACACCGGAUGACAUGACGUUGGAUGAUGUUUUGUUCCUCUCAUCCCUGUCUUUAUACUGUAUGUGUAUGGAUUAAACAUUAAGCAUUAUACUGUAGGUGUAGUAUACACAGGUGUAGUCUUGGCCUUGUAUCAACAUAACUGAGGUGAUGACUAUUGAAUGAAAGCUCUCAUAAUAUUACUGUUCCCUCAUGGCUGUAAUUUAGUGUUCUGAGCAGUUUGCAGAGUUGAAUCUGCACACUUUAUAGAAACACCCGUUGUGUAAAUGUGCAAAAACGUCACUGAUUUUCAGAGUAAAAGAUUUUUGCAUUUUUUAAACCUC
This is a messenger RNA of Notolabrus celidotus (New Zealand spotty), 3137 nucleotides long. It is a transcript of the gene grik1a, whose product is annotated as glutamate receptor, ionotropic, kainate 1a. Gene Ontology annotation, cellular component: postsynaptic membrane; kainate selective glutamate receptor complex; plasma membrane. The transcript has 16 exons. The record is from RefSeq and is a predicted model, not a curated record. Gene Ontology annotation, biological process: synaptic transmission, glutamatergic; modulation of chemical synaptic transmission; monoatomic ion transport. Lineage: Eukaryota; Metazoa; Chordata; Actinopteri; Labriformes; Labridae. Bases 164 to 2734 code for a protein of 856 amino acids. Gene Ontology annotation, molecular function: transmitter-gated monoatomic ion channel activity involved in regulation of postsynaptic membrane potential; kainate selective glutamate receptor activity.